AUGCUCAAAUCUAAAUCGCUCACUGCUCUAUUCUCCUUAAGGCAGACACCUCCAUUAAUCAAGCUGCGUGUCGUCUUCGAUAACCCAGAAUCACGAGCAACGCCAUUCACCGUGUCGUUCCCAGCGAGUUAUACUGUCAGAGAUCUCAAGGCUGAGAUCGUCAAGCAGGAGAAGCUGCGUGGACGUGGUGACCUAUUUGAGCUGAUAGACGAUGAGGAACUACUCCUCAACUGUAUUCGCAUCUACAAGACACAGAUCGACGUUGGCGCAGAAGCUCAGUUCAGACAACACAACAAACAGCACUUGCAAAACACUUCGAUACUGUCUUACUUUGAAGGUUCGUAUCUGAGCGAUGACGACAUGCAAGUGAGCAAUCUUAUCAAGCGUGGUAAGAAGGGUACUGGGGGGUGGGUUAAGCGUGACGAUAUUAUACACCUGAUUGCAAGGGUUGUCCCGUUUGCCAACGACACUCACACUCUCCUCGCCUCUUUCCAGGAUGACAUCAGCAUCCAAGACAAGACCCCUCCUAUCAUAGUCGACGCGGAUGGCGAUUGGACGGUGGGACAGCUGAAGAAAACUCUCAUUCGCGCUGAUGGCAGGGCAAUCAAUCCUGCUAAAACACUUAUUUAUGCCACUGACUGUGUUUUUUCACCCGGUACUGACUCAUCACUCAUGGAACGCGCGGCUAAAGUACCCUUGCGCGUAGAGUCGCUCAAAAUUAGCAAUUUCUUUCCACCUACAAGCCACCUUGACAGAAUAUCCAUCGUCGUCUCCUUCGACGUGAAGGACUUGCCCGCCAAAGUGCGCUACGAGCAUCCGCGACGCCGCUUUGUGUAUGAUCCACGACUCACUACUCGCGAGAAGCCGACCAAAUGGAAGCCGUCUAAGCGUGGAGCUAUGCGCAGUGGUGAUAGCGAUAAGGAGGACGGUAAGGGGGCUGAUAAGAAGGGUAUGCCCACUCAACCUUUCAUGUCUCUCCCGCAGCUUGAUUUUGACGGUGUAGAUCGUGUGAACAGGUCGAAUACUGUCAAUGACUCGCACACCUCUCACACCUCUCACACCUCCCACACCCCUCGCACACCAACAGACGAUCAGCAAUUGAUAAGUAAGCAAAAUGAACCUCAAUACAACUUCCUCGGCGGUGACUCUGAUACCUCUGCAUCACUAGCCAUUGCAUUAGCUUCUUUUGAUAAGCAGUUGGUAUUGUAG
Molecule: messenger RNA, 1209 nt
Organism: Wallemia ichthyophaga EXF-994
Lineage: Eukaryota; Fungi; Basidiomycota; Wallemiomycetes; Wallemiales; Wallemiaceae
Exons: 1
Coding region: 1-1209 (402 amino acids)
Source: RefSeq, a predicted model, not a curated record